AUGCUGCCUUUCCGUUUCCAAUUCCUGAGAUCACUGGCUGAGCGUCCCCGAAAAGGCCAACUCCCGACGCCCCUCCGCGCCCCCGCCGCUGCCGCCGCCGCCGCCACGGAAACAGCCUGGGCGCUAAGAAGCAGGGCUGCGCAGGGGUCUGUGGAAGGAAGGACGCGCUCUCUGGGAAACCCGGCCUCCCAGUGCCCUCGGGGUCGCCGCUGCGACCUCCCCACCGCCCCGACUUGCACCCGCCGAGGCCUCGGCUGCCUCACCUCGGACGGGAGCCGGCGGCAGCGUACGGCGUCGCGGGGCUCAGCGCAUCCUGGGGGAGCCGGGAAGCCAGACGUGGAACUGCGGGGCCCCCGCGACGGGUUAUGUAACCGGCAGGGGCCGCAGCCGGGACGGAGAAGGCGGCCCCGCGGCACUUCCGCCUCUCGUGCUCCGCCGGCGGCGCAGCCCGGAAGAUCAUUGGUCGCUGCACCACGUGGCUCCGCCCUCACUGACGCCGACGCCACCAUCUUUGGAGCGGGCCCCGCCUGCUGUCCCAGGCUCCCGGCUUGCCGGCUCCCAAAGCUGCUCGCACCGGCUGCGAAAGCACAGGACAGCCGCUAGCUGCUGAGCCGCCCUUGCUUGAGUGUGCGUACACGGGCAGCGGGCCGGGGUUUCUGCGCCCUUCCGCGAUCAAGCGGGUCAGAGGAGCCAGGAGGCCUACCAGACGCUGAACGGCACGGGGGGCCCCGCCGCUGGCCUGUUCUUCCCUCCAAGAGAGACAGGUCUCCUGUAACCAGGCUGUCAUCAAACUGUGGAACUGAGGAUGACCUUGAACUGCUGGGUUUUCUGCCUCCACCUCAGUUUGUAAUGCUUCGGUUAGAAGAGGGCACGCACAUCACUACACCCAGUAUAUGUGGUGCUAGGGACCAGACCAUGUCAG
This is a messenger RNA of Peromyscus maniculatus bairdii (prairie deer mouse), 922 nucleotides long. RefSeq lists its product as uncharacterized. NCBI's taxonomy places the organism in Eukaryota, Metazoa, Chordata, Mammalia, Rodentia, Cricetidae. The record is from RefSeq and is a predicted model, not a curated record.